Cottoperca gobio is the source of this 1909-nucleotide messenger RNA. RefSeq names its product protein phosphatase 1, catalytic subunit, gamma isozyme. Gene Ontology annotation, molecular function: protein serine/threonine phosphatase activity. Gene Ontology annotation, cellular component: nucleus; cytoplasm. The record is from RefSeq and is a predicted model, not a curated record. The transcript is spliced from 7 exons. NCBI's taxonomy places the organism in Eukaryota, Metazoa, Chordata, Actinopteri, Perciformes, Bovichtidae. The coding region runs from base 402 to 1373 and encodes 323 amino acids.
AGCAGCAGCUCAGCGCCCGGCCGCAGCCUCCUUCUGGCGGCUUGGCGAGCUGUACGAGGUGCGGCAGGCAGAGAAAAACAGAGACGCGACACCAUCGCUAGCUAACAGCUAGUGCGGCUGACGUUUAUUUUUUUAGUCCCUGUUUCUUAGCAAAAGCCAAAAUUGGAUGUAGAUUUUUUUUUUCAUUGCGGCGUCCAAGUAGCUUAUUAAAUUGUCAGAAGCGUCCUCGAGCAGCUACAUUACAGCAGGGUCACACACCGACAGCAUCUCUACCUUUAGCCGGAAACCAACGUAGCUAGCUAACGCUAGGUAGCUAGUGCCAGGAUAGCUAGCGGGCUAGCUUUCACCGAGCGUGCUAACCUACAUUUCUCUGAAACGGUUUUGCUAACACCAACUCUGCAAUGGCUGAUGUGGACAAACUCAACAUAGACAGCAUCAUCCAACGUCUUUUAGAAGUCAGAGGCGCAAAGCCUGGGAAGAACGUGCAGCUGCAGGAGAAUGAGAUUCGUGGAUUGUGCCUGAAGUCCAGGGAGAUCUUCCUCAGCCAACCCAUCCUUCUGGAGCUGGAGGCCCCGCUCAAGAUCUGUGGUGAUAUCCACGGGCAAUACUAUGACCUGCUGAGGCUGUUUGAGUACGGCGGCUUCCCUCCAGAAAGCAACUACCUGUUUCUGGGUGACUACGUGGACCGGGGGAAGCAGUCUCUGGAGACCAUCUGCCUUCUGCUGGCGUACAAAAUCAAAUACCCAGAGAACUUCUUCCUGCUGAGGGGAAACCACGAGUGUGCUUCAAUCAACAGAAUAUAUGGUUUCUAUGAUGAGUGUAAAAGAAGGUAUAACAUCAAACUCUGGAAGACCUUCACGGAUUGUUUUAACUGCCUCCCUAUUUCCGCCAUUGUUGAUGAGAAGAUCUUUUGCUGCCACGGAGGACUGUCACCUGACCUUCAGUCCAUGGAGCAGAUCCGACGCAUCAUGCGCCCCACUGACGUGCCCGACCAGGGUCUGCUGUGCGACCUGCUCUGGUCUGACCCUGACAAAGAUGUUUUGGGCUGGGGGGAGAACGACAGGGGGGUGUCGUUUACCUUCGGCUCUGAGGUGGUGGCCAAGUUCCUGCACAAGCAUGACCUGGAUCUCAUCUGUCGUGCCCAUCAGGUUGUGGAGGAUGGCUAUGAGUUCUUUGCAAAGAGGCAGCUUGUCACUUUGUUCUCAGCGCCAAACUAUUGUGGAGAAUUUGACAACGCCGGUGCCAUGAUGAGUGUGGACGAGACCCUCAUGUGCUCUUUUCAGAUUUUGAAACCAGCUGAGAAGAAGAAGCCCAACGGCAGCCGUCCUGUGACUCCCCCCCGCAACAUGGUCACCAAGCAAGCCAAGAAAUAAGGGGGGGGUGGGGGGACAAAUGUCCGGAGUCUCACUCCUCUGUUCUGCUUUCGUCCUCUGCAUUUGAAGGAGUGGUUAUCCUUCAUGCUGCCAAUACUGAAAAGAAGUUCACUACCUGAUGAAAGGGGGUAAAUCGAUAUGUCACCAUGGAAACCUCAGGUGUUUUGCACUCCAUUUUGCAGCUAGUCUUUGCCACAUACGACUGUUCAAUCAGGAAAAAUGUAACAAUACGGCUACUUAUGCACAGGAAUGCCUUGUUUGAAGCUGUGCACAAUUUUCCAGUUUCUUUCAUGUCUUAUUGAUUUGUCAUCUUCUCACUGUCUGUAAAGUAAUAAAGGCUAUAAGACCAACGGGGAGAAGUCACAAACACCUGUUUACUUAUGUAAAACUUUAUUUACAGUCGGUGUCAUAGGAUAUUGACUUACACUGCAUCAUCACAUUUUUAAACAAGUCUUGUGCUAAAUUAAAUGAAUAAAGAAGCACUCUUGUAAUGUCUAAAUCUUUCUAAUAAACUUUGAGUGUAUUUUAGGGGGACA